Messenger RNA from Sinocyclocheilus anshuiensis, 2702 nucleotides. Its product is annotated as laminin subunit gamma-3-like. Gene Ontology annotation, biological process: animal organ morphogenesis; tissue development; axon guidance. The record is from RefSeq and is a predicted model, not a curated record. The transcript has 15 exons. Bases 51 to 2702 code for a protein of 883 amino acids. Lineage: Eukaryota; Metazoa; Chordata; Actinopteri; Cypriniformes; Cyprinidae. Gene Ontology annotation, cellular component: basement membrane.
CUCAACUCUCCAGGGUAAGCCUUGAAUCUGCAGUCCAGAAAAACGACAAUAUGGCCCCACAUGCUUCAUGGGUGGAGGAGUGUACUUGUCCCACAGGAUUCACUGGGCAGUUCUGUGAACGCUGUGCUCCUGGAUUCACCAGGGAAACCCCUAAUGGUGGAACCUUCUCCCCUUGUGUACCUUGCAACUGCAAUCAACAUGGAACCUGCCAUGCUGAGACAGGUGUGUGUGACUGCAGAGACUUCACCACAGGCCGUUAUUGUGACCUUUUUGAAGAUGGUUACUAUGGCAAUGCACUGACUGGCAGCCCAAUCGACUGCACACCUUGUCCUUGUCCAGAUCGCACCACCUGUGCACAGGUGCUAGAGACGGGGGACGUGGUUUGUACCAGCUGUCCGGCAGGCCAAAGGGGUGUAUGGUGUGAAUUAUGUGAAGAUGGUUUCUAUGGCAACCCUCUGGGCUGGGGAGGCAAAGUGCAGCCGUGUGUGAGGUGCGAGUGUAAUGGGAACGUGGAUCCAAAUGCAGUGGGUGUGUGCGAUCACAUUACUGGACGCUGUCUGAAAUGCCUGGGACAUACGACUGGGGACCAUUGUGAAAAAUGCAGAUCAGGUUACUACGGCAACGCUUUGGCCAAUGAACUCAAUCCAGAGCGAAAGUGCAAACCUUGUGCCUGUAACGUGGCUGGGACAUCAGGGUCACUGAAUGACUGCCACCCGGAUACAGGAAAAUGUGUUUGCCUGAGUCAUGUAACAGGAAGAGACUGUGGACAGUGCGAAACUGGUUACUUCAACCUGCAGCCAGGCUUGGGCUGUGAGAUGUGCAACUGCAAUCCCAUUGGCUCCUCCUCUUCAGCAUGUCAUCCAAUCACAGGACAGUGCAUGUGUCGAACAGGUGUAGAGCGGCUGUCAUGUGACACUUGUCGAAUGGGAUUCUUUGGUUUCUCCUCUAGACGCUGCAGAGCAUGUAAUUGUGACCCCAUGGGCUCGACCUUGAUGCAGUGCCAUGACAAUGGGACAUGUUCUUGUCGACAUGGGUUUGUUGGAUAUAAGUGUGAUAAGUGUGAACUGAACCACUACCAGAACCGCCUGACCCACCAAUGUGAGGAGUGCCCUGUGUGCUACAGUCUCAUCAGAGACCAGGCCAAUAAACUGAAAGCCAGACUGAAAGAGUUGGAGACGCUGCUCAGCAGCUAUGACUGCAAUAGAUACAGUCGGCAUUAUCGUGUGUGCCAGCAGCAGCAUAACAGCCUGGACAAUCACAUACAGAAGGACCAGGUUGAAGACUAUCUGCCCAAUGCCCUGGAGGACCUCCUAGCUAUUCAAGAGGCUCGUGAGGCCUUCAUUAAGCAGUUCUCACAGCUGGAAGCAUCUGCCCAGACCUUACAGCUACAGCUGCGUAGCAUUGCAACAGCGUUGAACUGCAACUUAACAGACAAUGGAGAAGAUACAGAGGAAGGAAAGACUCUCAAGGGUGAAAAUGAGUGUCAAGAGCUUGUUGACACUAUAUCCUCUGCUCUGAAUAUGCAAGACCAGCUUCAGAAGUUGACUCUUGAACUUAACAGCAUGGUCAUGCUAACUGUAAUCCCUAAAGAACCAAACAAAUGGAACGCUAUAGUGAAUGAAUCUGAAGUGCUAGUGAAAAGUCACACAGACAUGGCCGCUCAUAUUGAGCAGAUAGCAGAAGAUGCCUUUAAAAUGGCUAACGGAACCUAUUCACAGCUGAUAACUUUACUAGAAGACAACUCCACAGAGUCUUAUGUGCAGGAUCUCACAGAGAAUCUGGCGGAGAUGCAGCAGUUGAAAGAGAAUCUGACUCUUGAUGUUAAUGAGACUUUAGUGACACACCUGUCACUUCAGAGGCACAACUCUGAGAUAGCCACCAUUUUAGAGAACAUCACCGCUUCACUAUCAGAACUACGCAGAACGGAUGGCAAUUUCAGCCUCGCAGCGCAGGAAUCCAACAUAACGGCUUUCUCACAGAUGCUUAAUCAAACAAACAUCACAGCAACCCAGGAUCCUGAAAUCACUGAGAGCGAGGACCUGAUGAACAGGACAACUGAGUUGGACAUUUCUGUCCAGUCCAAAGAGCAUUUGAUAAAUAAGACCAGAGAAGAAAUACAGCCCCAUGUGGACAGUGCUGAAAAACACCUGAAAACUGUUCAAGAGCUCAAGCAGUUGACGGCUGUGGCUGAGGGAUUUAAGGUGUCAGCCGUCUCCUCUGUGGUGACAAGGAAAGAGGUUGAGGCGGAGAUCCUGUCUCUGCAGAAGGGUCUGGAAGACAUGAAGCAGGACUGGCCUCAACUGUCCACAUAUAGCAAAGGAUAUCUGAAGAGAGAGAAGAUGCUGAAAGAAAAGACCCUGAUGGAUGUGAAAAAAAGAAUUAAGCAGACCGAGAGAAUGAUCAAGCCUGCAGUGGAGAAUGCUACGGCUGCGAGCAGCACAGCUAAAAAAGCCGAGGAGGCUGCAGAUGCAGUGGCUAAAGAUGCCAAAGUGUCCCUCACGCAGGGGAAACGGACAAAACAUGCAUCUGGACAGUUGCGUUCAGCUCUGGACACCACCCUGGAGCAGUUGACUGAGCUGGAAAGCCAAGCUGCACAGAAACAGGAAACCAUGGAGACAUUCAGUACUGCCGUUCUGUUUAGGGGGUUUCAGACACUGCAGUCAGGGGCGCUGCUAAGGGGGGGAAAGUUAGGACGAUUCUAA